Messenger RNA from Rhincodon typus (whale shark), 1466 nucleotides. Its product is annotated as probable thiopurine S-methyltransferase. The transcript has 5 exons. Bases 135 to 377 code for a protein of 80 amino acids. Gene Ontology annotation, molecular function: S-adenosylmethionine-dependent methyltransferase activity. The record is from RefSeq and is a predicted model, not a curated record. Lineage: Eukaryota; Metazoa; Chordata; Chondrichthyes; Orectolobiformes; Rhincodontidae.
AAGGGCACAUUUCUUUGUUUCGGGGUAAUAUAUUUGAUUUCUCAAGUUCAGUUGCUGGGCAGUUUGAUGGGAUCUGGGACCGAGGCUCUCUGCAACCUCUCAACACCUCUGACAGACAGCGUUAUAGCAAACUAAUGAUAACCCUAAUGGCCAAAGGGUGUCGAUACCUUCUGGACACUUUGGUCUGUACGAAAACUGAUUUUGAUGGCUUACCACCCAAGAUCUCAGAAAGCGAAACUCGGAAUUUGUUUGGCCAUGCCUGCAACGUUCAUUUGCUGGACUCAUCUGACAAAUUGACUGGGAAUCAAAAAUUGUGGGAUCCAGGAUGCUUCAUUGAGGAAGUUCAUCUCAUUACACUGAAGACAGAUUCUUCCUGAAUAUUUGUAAUAAUACUGUAUUUUUCCUUCUUAAAAAAAAAUUUCCUCAAUUAAUUCUUCCAAUUUUCAAAAUAGCUGCACUUCCAUGUGUCUCUUCAUAGAAUGAGGUAAUUCAUUCUGUGUGGCACUGAGCAUUGGUAAGCCCAUCAACCAUGUGACUUUUCAAUCAAGGGAAUUCCUGCGCUUCAUUUCUUGUUCCCAUCUAGUGGUAGAAUCCCGAUUUUCGUAUUUGUUAAAGCAGGGACAUUCCUUAAAUAAUUCUUAAACAUAUUUCUUAAAUUUCAAGAUCAAGUUAUCUUAAAUUUCUCUUGAUAACUCAAGGCCGCAUUUCACUGCAACUAACAGAUUCAUUAAUCAGUACUAGAUCAAUCUUCACUGGACUUCAUAAUUCAAAGCCGAGUCUCUGCACACAUACCUAAGUAUAAUUUCCAUAUCCUAGAGCUAAUACCAAUUUCCAAUAUCAUGAAGGAUUUCUCUGUGACAUGCACAUUCCUAUCAAAUGAUGCAUAUGAAGGGUCACUGGAGUUGAAACAUGAACUCUCAUUUUUUCUGUUUAUAGAUGCUGCCAGACUUUGAGUUUCUCCAGCACUUCCUGUCUUUGUUUCAGAUCUCUAGUGUUCAAAUUCUUUGUUUUAUUUAAAUGAUAGUAUAUUCCUGGCAUCUUUGUCAAAAUGGCAUUGUCUGUUUCCUUCAGUUAAGUGACAUCAAAAAUGUUCAUAGGUACAUCACUGUACAUUUCCCAGCAGCACGCUCAUUCAUGUUUACAUAUACUGUGAACCACCGAAAUGUUUUCUUUGCUAAGGAAAGCACACAAAAUAAUGCCUUGCCAAUGUGUUGAUAAGUACAUUAAAAUAAUUCAGCCCCUCAGUUUGUAAGCAUUUCAAAAACACCAAACUAUUUUGUAUACAGCCUUGCAAUAUAUACCAAGUAGUUGAAAUUUUAAUUUUUUAUUCAAUAUCUAAAUUGCUGAUGUAUUUUAAAAAGUCAACAAUAUUACUUACAUAUUUAAGUUUUUUGUGCAAACUAAUCGUAUAUUUUACCAUGACAAAUUUUGAUAUACAAUAAACUUAUUGAUUUUAAAAAAGCAGA